UGAAGGGUAAAUGUUUAACGCAAGUUGAUUUUGCAGUCAUAUAUCCGUUAACCUGAAAGUUUUCUGCUGCGAUUUGAAGAAGAGCAACAGAGAAGAUGAAGAUUUUCAUCCUGACCUUUUCAGUUUGCUUAUGACUGUGAGGGACGCAACAUGUAUAGCUCCACACGUGGCGAAUGCCAAACCUGAAAAGAAGUUAGAAUCAUCCUAUGCAGGUGGACACACUGUUAGAUUUGUAUGUGACGGGAACUAUGAGUUUGAAGAAACAUCUUAUGCAGUUUGUGAUCAUGGAACAUGGUGGCUGCCAGUGUGCAAAGAAAAAAUAACGUGUCGUAAACCACAAGUGCAGUAUACAGAACCUGAGGAGUUAAAAGUCUCUUAUGACAUUGGAGAGACGAUUCAGUUUAGGUGCCGCCCCAGCUACAAGUUCGAAGGCAGUGAUAUUGCAGAGUGUGUAGACGGAUCCUGGAGGCUGCCAGUGUGUCGACGUCGAGGUGAAUUGAGGUGUAACCAACCACGUGUCCAAAACGGCCGUCUUGCAGUAGGUUCAGCAUGGAGCUAUGUUACAGGAAGCUCGGUCAAGUUUGUAUGUGACGACGGCUAUGAGUUUGAAGGAACACAUUAUGCACAGUGUAAUAAUGGACAAUCGAAGCUGCCUGUGUGUAAACAGAAAACUUGGUGUAUUCCUCCUAACGUGCCAAAUGCCCAGACUACAGGGGAGUUAGAUCCGUCCUACCCUCCUGGUUCCAGACUGUGGUUUAAGUGCAAAAGUCGCCUACGAGUUUGAAGGAGCAAGUCAAGUCGCAGUGUGCGAAGAUGGAAAAUGGAAUUUGCCGACGUGCAA
Messenger RNA from Tachysurus fulvidraco (yellow catfish), 841 nucleotides. RefSeq names its product complement factor H-like. Lineage: Eukaryota; Metazoa; Chordata; Actinopteri; Siluriformes; Bagridae. The record is from RefSeq and is a predicted model, not a curated record. The transcript is spliced from 5 exons. Bases 131 to 784 code for a protein of 217 amino acids.